CUUACUAAAAUGUGUUUCAUAACAAAACGUCACAUCCUGUGACCGCUGCUAAAGCAUCUGAGCAAUCAGAGGACCUCGUCUCAAUGUUGCGCUGGAUUGCAGCAUCCUUGUGCCUGCGAUGUCAACAUGUCCCACUUUUACCUUCAAACCUCAGGGCUUGUUCGACUCUCAGCUCUGUGGAGAACCAACAGACUGUGGAAGCUCUUUAUGAGCUCUCUGUGGACAUCCAGAAAGUUCGUAAACUUAAAGGAUGGGUGCUACAUCAAACUCCAGCCUACACUAAGGAGGUAGCUUGCCUGCUGAGAAACAUGGGAGCCUCGAGCCCCAUCAUUGCUCAUAUCUUGGUCGUUCACCCUGAGGCUGUCCUCUGCAAUCCAGAGCAGCUGCAGGCUCAGCAGCAGCUAUGGAUGUCUGUUUGUCGGAACCACAGAGAGCUGAUUGGUAUUAUUGAGAAAUUCCCAGCCUCCUUCUUCACCGCAUCCAGUCACCAUGAAAACCAACGGAACAACAUUGCUUACUUCCAGAGCCUUAACCUCAACAAACGGAUUAUUACCAAACUGAUGGCCAGUGCUCCACAGAGCUUCAGCAGGCCUGUAGAGCAGAACCAACUGAUGGUCUGCACCCUCCAACAGGCCUACAGGGAGCUUGGUGGGGAUGAAGCCAACAUGAAAAUAUGGCUGCAGAAGCUGCUGAGUCAGAACCCAUUUGUUCUGUUAAAACCACCGGAGAUGCUAAGACAGAAUCUGAUGUUCCUUAAAGACAAAGGGUUCACCACAGCAGAGCUCCUCCGACUUCUCUCCAAACUGAGGGGUUUUGUCACUGAGCUGAAUCCGGACAGCAUGUGUAGGACCCUGGCUUUCUCUCAGGAAACCAUCGGCUGCUCUGAUGCAGAGCUGAGGGAGAUUAUCCUCGAAUGUCCAGCUCUUCUUUACUAUCCAGAAUCGACUUUGGCCGAGCGCUUUGAGGGCCUCCUCAGCUCUGGAAUCAGCAUGCCUCAAAUCAUAAAGACUCCAACUGUCCUGGAGCUGACCACGCAGAUUGUAAAAUACCGCAUCCACCAACUGAAAAUACGUGGUUAUGAUAUUAGCACAGGUAGUCUAGACAUCAUAAACGGUACAAAGAAAGACUUUGAGAUGAGCUUUGGGAAACUGCAGCUGCGCAGAGAGAGACCUCUUUUUAAUCCUGUUGCUCCUCUAAAAGGAGAUGACUAAGCAGAUGAUGGAUUUAUAAAAGUAGUAACUGAUAAUUAGUCUUUGCUUGUUGUUCUGAUGAGGAUUUUUAAUGCGUGCCUCUAUCAUAAUACUGUACUACACUUAAUGGUGCACUCAUUUUUAAGGUUACGUUUGCAUGAUGGAAAUUCAGCAUAAAAUAUCUAAGGAUGCCUUAAAUAUUUAACUGAAACAACCCCUGGUGGGAAAUGUUUAAGUUUAAAAUUGAACGUGGGUAAAAGAACUUCUAAUGCAGUUUUCUUCACAUUAAUCGAAAGAUUAACCUUAAGUAUUGUGCUUUCUUUCCAACUGCUGCCAAACCUCCACAGGUUUCAGGAUGUUAAGUUAAUAAUAUCCAAUUAAAAUGUAAUCAUUGA
Molecule: messenger RNA, 1585 nt
Organism: Cyprinodon tularosa
Lineage: Eukaryota; Metazoa; Chordata; Actinopteri; Cyprinodontiformes; Cyprinodontidae
Gene: mterf2
Product: mitochondrial transcription termination factor 2
Exons: 2
Coding region: 84-1211 (375 amino acids)
Biological process (GO): regulation of DNA-templated transcription; termination of mitochondrial transcription
Cellular component (GO): mitochondrial matrix
Molecular function (GO): double-stranded DNA binding
Source: RefSeq, a predicted model, not a curated record